CCCAGGACCCUGAGACCAUGACCUGAGCCGAAGGCAGAGGCUUUAACCUGUCUCAGUUUUCUUAAAUGGACUCUGAGGCCUGGUGCAUUUUCUGAAUCCCUUCUCAUGGAAUGCUUGUGGCGAUAUUAAGAAUAUCUUAAAUUUGUUAUCUGGCAUCCUGUUAAUCAAAAUAGAACAUCUGUUAACCAAAUGGAACAUUUCGAAAAACCUGUGUGUGCUGUUUCAGUGAAUGACUGCACACUCUUCAGACUUGACCUGGACGCUGCCCACUGGGCUGUAAGUCCCUCGCCAGCUCCAUCCUGUUGUCAGCUCCGCUCCCUGGCAUUUCUUUCUCACAGAUGAGCCUCUAGCCCAGUCCCAUCACCUUUGCCUGAGAUUCUUCGCUGUUUCCAGACUCUCCCUCCCUCCAGGUCUAGAGCUUGACCUUUAGCAAGGACCAAAGGGAACAGGCCUGUUCAGUAAACAUACAAAGGCUUUCAACUGUUCACAGAAUAGAAUCUACACUCCCCACCCAUCCAGGAUCUCAAAGGUGGCCCCAGGCCCUCCUUCCCACCUUAAUCACCAGCACCCUGCUUCGGCUUCAGUUUGCAUACCAGCCACAGACCCACUGUAUGGCCUGCCUGUUGGUGUAGCAUUCCUGAAUGAUGCUCCCUCAGCAUGUGGUGACCUGCCUGGGGGUCUCAGCCCACCGAGAACUUCCUGCUGUCCUGAUUCACCCUUCAGUGAAGUCUUCUCUCAGACACCCUCCAGAUUUCUCCCGACACCCACCAGGUGCUCCCACAGUACACUGUUUACACCUUGUUUACAUCGUCGUAUAAAUAAUCUUAUUUUCUCCUUUUUGGCCUCAUAGUUUAGGUAUUUGUAAAAGGCUCUCUCUCCAUCCUAACUUCCAGAGAGCAGGAAUUCUGUCUCAUUUAACUCUGUAUUGUUUUCAUCCCAUGACCCAGAAUCUGCUAGAAGAUAAGUGAAACCUGAUGAUGAGUCUUAGACACCUCGGGGCUCUGCGUCACUUGAGCCCAUUGUCUUACUGAGCUGGGUGUAUUUCACAGUGGUCCGCACCCUCCUUAAUCUGACCGGAUACUGGUUGAGCGUCCGCCACGUGAUAGGCGGUGGUCCAGACUCACCAGUGGAAAAGGUAGACGGAACUUAACGCUCUGUUGGAAGGAGAGCAGUGGUUAAAGAAAAAGUCGACAGAUAAUGUUAGGUUGCGAAAUGUACCCUGAAGAAACAAAGCAAUAUUGGAGGUGAGGGGAGCUCGAGCGACUCUGAUUGAGCAGAUGACAUUCAAGCGGACCUAAAUGUCCAAGGGAAGAAGUCAGGGGUGAAGUGUCUCCGACUGCCAUGCACUGUGUUUGGAAACCGCCUCGGUGGCCUUCCCACCAACCGCUGCCGCAAGAUGGACUGGUUAGCUUUCCCGGCCAUCUGAUGUCCUUAGCACGCUCAGCCGGAAGAACUUGCCAGGCUUUUUGCAACCCUGUGCCCUUGAUCAUGGUCCAGCGAUCUUUUGACCGCCACAUAUGGACUUCCAAAAAUCCCCAAAGGAAACUGUCCUCAUUACCGGAGGAGGUGGCUAUUUUGGUUUCCGCCUGGGCUGUGCUCUGAGCCAGAAAGGAUUCCAUGUGAUUCUGUUUGACAUCAGCAGCCCCGUUCAUUCCAUUCCCGAAGGAAUCAAGUUUAUCCGUGGAGACAUUCGCCACCUCUCUGCCGUGGAGAAAGCCUUCGAGGAUGUGGAUGUCACGUGUGUGUUCCAUGUUGCCUCUUACGGCAUGUCCGGGCGGGAGCAGCUGAAUCGGAGCCUGAUUGAAGAAGUCAACGUUGGGGGCACAGACAACAUCCUCCAGGUCUGCAGGAGGAGAGGGGUACCAAGAUUCGUUUACACCAGCACUUUCAAUGUCGUCUUCGGAGGUCAAGUUAUCAGAAAUGGAGAUGAGUCUCUGCCUUACCUACCUCUUCACCUCCAUCCCGAUCACUACUCUCGGACCAAAUCUAUUGCAGAGAAGAAGGUGCUGGAGGCCAAUGGUACCAGCCUGGUCAGAAGUGAUGGUGUCUUACGAACCUGUGCUCUACGGCCAGCUGGCAUCUAUGGGCCUGGAGAACAGAGGCACCUUCCCAGGAUAGUGAGCUACAUCGAGAGGGGUCUGUUCAAGUUUGUGUAUGGGGAUCCUGGGAGCCUGGUUGAAUUUGUCCAUGUGGAUAACUUGGUACAGGCUCAUAUUCUGGCCUCAGAGGCUCUGAAAGCUGGCAAGGGCCACAUUGCUUCUGGGCAGCCCUACUUCAUUUCAGAUGGCAGGCCCGUGAACAACUUCGAGUUCUUCCGGCCUUUGGUUGAGGGCCUAGGCUACACGUUCCCAUCUGUCCGCCUGCCGCUGACCCUCGUCUACUGCUUUGCGUUCCUGACAGAAGUGGUUCACACCAUCUUAGGUCAACUCUACAACUUCCAGCCCUUCCUCACCCGCACAGAAGUUUACAAAACUGGCAUCACACAUUACUUUAGCCUAGAGAAGGCCAAGAAGGAGCUCGGUUACGAGGCUCAGCCAUUUGACCUCCAGGAAGUAGUAGAAUGGUUUAAAGCCCAUGGUCAUGGCAGAAGUCCUGGGAAUCGUGACUCUGAAUGUCUUCUGUGGGACUGGCUGAUGGUCUUACUCUUGGCUCUAGCAUUUCUCACAUGGCUGCCUACCUCUGUGGUUCUGUCACUGUGAGGGAACUAGAAGUGAGCUGAUCACACUUGCUGAGGUGGUUUUCAAGAAAUACAGGUUUAAAAUAUCUGUAGAUCUAAAUAUAUCUGUAUAGAUACCUAGAUGGAUAGACACAGAUCUCUGGUAGCAAAUUUUGGCUCUUCUAAUUGCUACUUCAGAAUAGAUUCUUGGAUCAGGUCUUCAUUUCUUACCUUCUUACACUAAUCCUGAUGGGAGAAAAUUAGAAGCAAAGACAAGUCUGAGACGUAGUUUCUUGUAUCCUCUUUUAGAUGAGUAUGAUAGAAGUGGCAUUGGAGCCUUGGAGGCAGACUGAGGAAAUUUGGAAAUGUCUUGAGUUUCUCUGAGCCAAAAAUACACUUAUUUCUGUUCCCUAACACUCUGCAUCCACUGAAAAUAGAAUGAAAUGUGCACUGCUGGGGAAUGGCAAAACACUAACAGACUUGAAAAUGUGUGAAAAACACCAAAUUGGGUCAGAUCCCUACAGACCAACCCUCUGAGGAGAUGGUGGCUGCUGAGAGGCGUUAGGAUUUAGGAAUUUUUUUUUGCCCUUUAGGAUAUAAAGGUGUUACACCCGUGUGACCAAAUGACAGUGUCAGAUUUUUAAACAGAACUUUGUCUGACCUCAUAGGAUUCUUUCGAGGAUUAAAUUAGACAAGACCUGUAAAGUGCCACUCUACACACACGAGCCAGUGUUUUUAAUAUCGUUGCUAUGCAUUCCAUGUGAGGGUUUUCUUCCUCGGGAAUUCUGUUCAGAGGCUGCUGGUGCCACUCACCUUUCCAGAAGGUCUUUGUGGUGAGCCCUCUGAGUCCACAGCAAGCACGUUUGAAUAUACUCAGUAUUUGUAAAGUUUAGGUCUCUAAGCAUAGAUUGAAAUUUAGGAAGCAGCUACAAAUGUGAUUAAGGAAGAUGAUCAAGCAGAUGAUGUUUGUAAUUUAAAAAUGAAACAUAACUCUCAACCGAUAGACUGGUUUCUCUUCCGGGAAGGACUUGGAUUGUUGGAAGGCAGCUUCUGGUGAAGGAUGUUUUGAGCAAUGGCAUUGCUGUCUCGCCACUCUUGAGGACUGCUGUGGAAGACAUUCAAGGUGCCCAGGAACCAAAGUGAAAGGAAGACAGAGAAUCUUUACCCGUUUCAUGGUUCCAGCUUCAGAAAAGACAGCAUUAAAGCCCAAGGCAGAUGGAUUGUUGCAGAAGGUUAUGAUAGAGUCAUGUUGGCAUUAUUUGUAGAAAGAAGAAGCUCGAGGAAUCCUCCCUGGUAAAUGCUGCCUGGGUAUUUGGGGAAAAGUGCUCAACUUGACACCAGAAGACCUGCACCAUGAGUGAAGAUACUGUGUGACCCUAGUCCAGUAUCUGAAGCCUCUUAGUUUCCUCACUUGGUAACAUAGGAAUGACUUGUCUUUGCCUUUUUUACAGACCCCACCCAGCUCACAGGGUUUGUUGUGAGCACAAAAUAAGAUGUCGUGAAAAUACUUUUAAGAUAUAAAUCACAACAUCACUAUGA
Messenger RNA from Neogale vison (American mink), 4195 nucleotides. RefSeq names its product short chain dehydrogenase/reductase family 42E, member 1 (gene SDR42E1). The record is from RefSeq and is a predicted model, not a curated record. Gene Ontology annotation, biological process: steroid biosynthetic process. Gene Ontology annotation, molecular function: 3-beta-hydroxy-Delta5-steroid dehydrogenase (NAD+) activity. The coding region runs from base 1518 to 2699 and encodes 393 amino acids. Lineage: Eukaryota; Metazoa; Chordata; Mammalia; Carnivora; Mustelidae. The transcript is spliced from 3 exons.